AGGAAGGACUGGUGCUACUUGAAGUGAGUCUGGGAGGAAGAGAACUGGUUGGAGACAGCAGUCCUACUUUUGCAUGAAACAUGGCAACAGACCUCGAACUCAAUGCUUCCGCCUGGCCCCGGCCCCUCAUGAACGCCACCUGUGAGCCAGUGGAGGCAGGGGCGUGGCAGCAUGGCCUCCUUCAGCUGGUUCUGGUCACCGCCGUAACCAUCUUGCUGAGCGGCGUCACCGUGCUGGGAAACUUCCUGGUCCUGCUGUCAGUCAAGGUGAAUCGUCGCCUGCGGACCGUCAACAACUACUUCCUGCUGAGCCUGGCCGUGGCCGACCUGCUGGUGGGCGCGGUCUCCAUGAACGUGUAUGUGCUGUAUGCGGUGUGCGGCUACUGGCCACUAGGGGCCGUCCUGUGUGACCUGUGGCUGGUGGUGGACUACGGCGUGAGCGCGGCGGCCGUGCUGAACCUGCUCGUCAUCAGCCUGGAUCGCUUCUUCUGUCUGACCCGUCCACUCAGCUACCCGUCUAGGCGGACAGGUAAGAUGGCCGCCUUGAUGAUCGCAGCCGCUUGGCUGCUGUCUUUUGCCCUGUGGACGCCCGCCAUCAUGUGCUGGCAGACAUCUGGCGGCGAGCGCCUUGUCCCGGAGGACGAGUGUUACCCGCGUCUGCUCGCCAGUCCGGUCGUGACCCUCGGGACUGCCCUGCCUGCCUUCUUCCUGCCCGCCCUCGCCAUGGUGGGCCUCUAUGGACACGUGUCUGCCGCCAGCUGCCGGCGCCUCAGUGCGCUCCGCCACCCACCAGCGGGUGACUCUGGGACGUCCAGCUCGUCCCCGCGGAACUUUCCCCCGAAACGCCGAGGCGAGCCCACAGGUGACCCCGUGUCACAGUCUCGGCACCAAUGGCGGUUUGGCGAUUUCAAACUCAGGAUGCAUCGGGCGGCAUCCACGGGAAGUGACAUGUCAGAAAGGACGGGCGUCUCGCCACGUCCGUCGGGCAAAGACGACGACUCGUCCUGCUCCCGAAAGCGCAGGUUGACCGGCUCCUCGACGCGACGCAGGAUCGUGGUCAGGGAGAGAAGAGUCACGUGGACUAUCCUCGCCAUCCUGCUGACCUUCAUCGUCACCCGUGUGCCGCACAACGCGAUGGCGCUGGUCGCUGCUUUCUGCCACGUGCGCAUCCCCCACUUUCUGUGGCAGGCGGGCCGCUGGAUGGCUUACCUCAACAGCGCCCUCGACCCCGCCUGCUACGCCCUCUGCAGCGCCACCUUCAGGACCACCUUCUGCAGCCUGCUGCGGUGCCGCCGCCACCGAGUACCAUGAUGGCGGCGGCGCCAUCCAAAGGACGUUGGUCACCAAGUUGACUGUUUAUCAUUCAAUGUGUGUGAACAAGGGCUUCACGGUGGCAGAGGGGUUAGUGCGUCCGCCUCACAAUACAAAGGUCCUGCAGUCCUGUGUUCAAAUCCAGGCUCGGGAUCUUUCUGUGUGGAGUUUGCAUGUUCUCCCCGUGAAUGCGUGGGUUCCCUCCGGGUUCUCCGGCUUCCUCCCACUUCCAAAGACAUGCACCUGGGGAUAGAUUGAUUGGCAACACUAAAUUGGCCCUAGUGUGUGAAUGUUGUCUGUCUAUCUGUGUUGGCCCUGUGAUGAGGUGGCGACUUGUCAAGGGUGUACCCCGCCUUCCGCCCGAUUGUAGCUGAGAUAGGCGCCAGCGCCCCCCGCGACCCCGAAAGGGAAUAAGCGGUAGAAAAUGGAUGGAUGGAUGGAUGUGUGUGAACAAGUGAAUUCAGCAUUAAAGUGUGUGUACAAGUUUAUUAGGUCCUAAUGUGUCCAUGUUAAUUAGUUCUUAACGUCUGAUCGAGUGAAUUAAGUUAAAGGCCUACUGAAAUGAGAUUUUCUUAUUUAAACGAGGAUAGCAGGUCCAUUCUAUGUGUCAUACUUGAUCAUUUCACGACAUUGCCAUAUUUUUGCUGAAAGGAUUUAGUAGAGAACAUCCAUGAUAAAGUUCGCAACUUUCGGUGCUAAAAGAAAAGCCCUGCCUCUACCGGAAGUCGCAGACGAUGACGUCACAAGUGUCGGGGCUCCUCACAUAUUCACAUUGAUUUUAAUGGGAGCCUCCAACAAAAAGUGCUAUUCGGACCGAGAAAACGACAAUUUCCCCAUUAAUUUGAGCGAGGAUGAAAGAUUCGUGUUUGAGGAUAUUGAUAGGGACGGACCAGAAAAAAAAAAAAAAAAGUACAAAAAAAAUACGCGAUUGCAUUGGGACAGAUUCCGAUGUUUUUAGACACAUUUAGUAGGAUAAUUCUGGGAAAUCCCUUAUCUUUCUAUUGUGUUGCUAGUGUUUUAGUGAGUUAAAUAGUACCUGAUAGUCGGAGGGGUGUGUCCAGGGGUGUCUUGACGCCAGUGUCUCAGUCGACGGCAGCUAUGGACGGCACAAGCUCAGCUUUUCUCCGGUAAGAAGCGACUUUUUAACCACAAUUUUCUCAGCGAAACCUGCUGGUUGACAUUCGGUUGUGAUUAAUGUUCGCUUGACCGCGCUCUGAUCCAUAGUAAAGUUUCACCUCCAGGAAUUUUAAACAAGGAAUCACCGUGUGUUUGUGUGGCUAAAGGCUAAGCUUUAGCCUUUAGCCACACAAACUUUAGCCGCUAAAGCUUCCCAACUCCAUCUUUCAACUUUGACUUCUCCAAUAUUAAUUGAACAAAUUACAAACGAUUCAGCAACACAGAUCUCCAAAAUACUGUGUAAUUACGCCGUUAAAGCAGACGACUUUCAGCUGUGUCUGUGUGCAGCGCUCAUACUUCCUAAAAACCUGUGACGUCUUGCGUACACGUCAUCAUUACACGACGUUUUCAAGACGAAACUCCCGGGAAAUUUAAAAUUGCAAUUUAGUAAACUAAAAAGGCCGUAUUGGCAUGUGUUGCAAUGUUAAUAUUUCAUCAUUGAUAUAUAAACUAUCAGACUGCGUGGUGGGUAGUAGUGGGUUUCAGUAGACCUUUAAAGUCUUAAUGUAUGAAUUAGUGAAUUAGGCUAAAAAGGUCAUAAUUUGUAAACAAAAAAGGCUUUCAUUGGUGAACAAGUGAAAUAAGUUAAUUAGGUCCUAACGUGAGGGCUUCACGGUGGCAGAGGGGUUAGUGCGUCUGCCUCACAAUACGAAGGUCCUGCAGUCCUGGGUUCAAAUCCAGGCUCGGGAUCUUUCUGUGUGGAGUUUGCAUGUUCUCUCCGUGAAUGCGUGGGUUCCCUCCGGGUACUCCGGCUUCCUCCCACUUCCAAAGACAUGCACCUGGGGAUAGGUUGAUUGGCAACACUAAAUUGGCCCUAGUGUGUGAAUGUGAGUGUGAAUGUUGUCUGUCUAUCUGUGUUGGCCCUGCGAUGAGGUGGCGACUUGUCCAGGGUGUACCCCGCCUUCCGCCCGAUUGUAGCUGAGAUAGGCGCCAGCGCCCCCCGCGACCCCGAAAGGGAAUAAGCGGUAGAAAAUGGAUGGAUGGAUGGGUCCUAACGUGUGAAGGAGUGAAUUAAAUUAAUGUAAAAAUCCUAAGUGUCUUAAUAUAAAAAGGCCUUCAUGUGUGAACAAUUGAAUUUAGUUGAAAAAAGUUCUUAAUGUGUGAAUUAAGUGGAAUAGGUUUUGUGAGUGUGUGAAUUGUGUGAAUUAUAUUUAUAUAGCGCUUUUCUCUAGUGACUCAAAGCGCUUUACACGGUGAAACCCAAUAUCUAAUUUACAUAUAAACCAGUGUGGGUGGCACUGGGAGCAGGUGGGUAAAGUGUCUUGCCCAAGGACACAACGGCAGUGACUGGGAUGGCAGAAGUGGGGAUCGAACCUGGAACCCUCAAAUUGCUGGUACGGCCACUGUACCAACCGAGCUAUGCCGCUUUUAGUGUGUGAAUAUGUUACUAAAGGCAGGUCUUAAUGUUUGUGAAUGAGUGAAUCAUGUGCUGCAGUGUUGGUUAAUGUGUGAACUAGUUCCAUGUGUAUUGAAGUGGAUGAACAAGUUACUUAGGUCCUAACUGAGAUUUGUGAACAAGUGAAUUGCUAUCAAAGUGUUUGUGUAAGUGAAUCCAGUCUCAAUGUGUAAAAAAUAAUGUGUUGAUUCUCGUGUGAACAAGUAAAUUGCAUGUUAAAAGGGCAUGUUAAUUGACUUAAUUAGGUUCUAACGUGUGAAUGAGAGAAUUAAUUUAAUGUAGUCCUAAUGUGUGAACAAGUGAAUUAGGUUAAUAAGUCAUAAUUUGUGAACAAAUUAAUUGAGUAAAAAGGCAUUUGUUUGUAAAAGGAUGAAUUUAAUUAAAAAGGCCUUAAUAUGUGAACAAGUGAAUUAGGUUGGGGGAAAAAAUCAUAAUUUGUGAACAAGUGAAUUAAGUUAAAAAUGCCUCAAUUUGCGAACAAGUGAAUUAGGUUGGAAAAAACAAAUCAUAAUUUGUGAACAAGUGAAUUAAGUUAAAAAUGUCUUAAUGUGUGAACAGGUGAAUUAGGUUGAAAAAAAUAUAUAUCAUAAUUUGUGAACACGUCAAUUAAGUUAAAAAGGUCUUAAUGUGUGAACAAGUGAAUUAGGUUGAAAAGGUCUUAAUGUGUGAUCAAGGGAAUUAAGUGAAUUUUGUCUUUAUGUGUGAACAAGUGAAUUAGUAGGUUCAUUAGGUCUUAAUUUGUGAACAGGUAAAUUAAGUUAAAAAAAAAAAUCCAAAGUGUAUUCAUCAAAAAAGGCCUCAAUGUGUGAACAAGUGAACAUGUUAUGUGUUAAAUGUAAUUAAAGAUAGGUCUUAAUGUUUGUUAAUGAGUGAAUCAUGUGCUGGACUGUUGGUUAAUGUGUGAAGUAGUUCAUUGUGUAUUGAAGUGGCUUUGUGUAGAAUGGUGCGUGAAUUACUUAAUACGUUACAAUGUGUGAACAAAUUAAUUUGGUCUUCAGGUUUGUCAAAAAGUGAAAUACCCGCUGAAGUGCUACGGCUUGCUUAAUUAAUUUUGUGAGUUUAGUGUGUGAACAAGUAUUCUACGUGUAAGUGUGUGAAGGAGUUAGUGUGCCUAUUAUUUGUGAACAAGUGAACUGUGGUAAGUCACUGUGGCUAACUGUGUGUGAAAGAGUAAAAUGAUUGUGAACAAAACAUGUGUAAGUUCAUGAGUGGCAAAUGUAUGAACAAGUAAAUUGUUUAUUAAUGAUGUGAUGAAUGACUGAAUAAAUGGCAUCCAUUUUUAA
Molecule: messenger RNA, 5165 nt
Organism: Nerophis ophidion (straightnose pipefish)
Lineage: Eukaryota; Metazoa; Chordata; Actinopteri; Syngnathiformes; Syngnathidae
Product: muscarinic acetylcholine receptor M4-like
Exons: 2
Coding region: 81-1310 (409 amino acids)
Biological process (GO): chemical synaptic transmission; G protein-coupled receptor signaling pathway, coupled to cyclic nucleotide second messenger; adenylate cyclase-inhibiting G protein-coupled acetylcholine receptor signaling pathway
Cellular component (GO): synapse; plasma membrane; dendrite
Molecular function (GO): G protein-coupled serotonin receptor activity; G protein-coupled acetylcholine receptor activity
Source: RefSeq, a predicted model, not a curated record